Messenger RNA from Perca flavescens (yellow perch), 2041 nucleotides. RefSeq names its product sideroflexin 3 (gene sfxn3). Gene Ontology annotation, molecular function: monoatomic ion transmembrane transporter activity. The transcript is spliced from 11 exons. Gene Ontology annotation, cellular component: mitochondrial inner membrane. The record is from RefSeq and is a predicted model, not a curated record. The coding region runs from base 88 to 1056 and encodes 322 amino acids. NCBI's taxonomy places the organism in Eukaryota, Metazoa, Chordata, Actinopteri, Perciformes, Percidae. Gene Ontology annotation, biological process: serine import into mitochondrion; monoatomic ion transport.
GAAGGCAGCACAGAUCCACCCGGUUGUGCUGUGAUAUUGAGAGAGGUCAUACAUCUUCGAAAAACGAACGCAAGCCAGAAAGCCAGGAUGUCUGAAGAGCUGUCUCUCAACAUAAACAUCAAAGAGCCAAGAUGGGACCAAGGAACAUUUAUGGGGCGCGCCAAGCACUUCUUCAUGGUCACAGAUCCCAGGAAUGUCCUGCUGUCCUCUGAGACUUUGGAGGACGCCAGAGUGAUCAUGGAGAACUACAGAGCCGGGGUCGUGAAGCCUGGCCUGACGGAGGAUGAGCUCUGGAGAGCCAAGUACAUUUAUGACUCUGCCUUCCACCCCGACACAGGGGAGAAGAUGUUUGUGAUUGGCCGGAUGUCCGCUCAGGUGCCAAUGAACAUGUCCAUCACAGGCAGCAUGCUCACCUUCUACAGGACUACUCCGGCAGUGGUGUUCUGGCAGUGGGUUAACCAGUCCUUCAACGCUGUCGUCAACUACACCAACCGCAGUGGAGAUGCCCCCAUGACCGUGAAUCAGCUUGGUGCAGCCUACGUCAGUGCUACUACUGGAGCUGUAGUCACUGCCCUGGGACUCAAGUCUCUAGCUACGCGUCUCCCUCCAAUCAUGAGCCGGUUCGUCCCCUUUGCUGCUGUUGCUGCUGCUAACUGUAUCAACAUUCCCUUCAUGAGACAGAGGGAGUUGAAGUACGGUAUCCCUGUGAUGGAUGAGAAUGGAAACCGAUUAGGAGAGUCCCCCAAUGCUGCCAAGCAGGCCAUCAUACAGGUGGUGGUGUCAAGGAUCGGCAUGGCAGUGCCAGCAAUGGCCAUUCCCCCUGUCAUAAUGAACGCACUGGAGAAGAGAGCUUUCAUGAAGCGGUUCCCAAUUCUAAACGCUCCAAUCCAGGUGGGGCUCGUCGGUCUGUGCCUGGUGUUUGCAACUCCUCUGUGCUGCGCCCUCUUCCCACAGAAAAGCUCUAUGAGUGUGAGCGGGCUGGAAGCAGAUCUGCAGGAGAGGAUACGACAGACCAGUCCCAACACCUCCACCGUCUACUUCAACAAGGGCCUGUAGGACCAGCCAACACAUCUCCAUGCACACACACAAGACAUGCAGACUAUCAGACAUACACACACGUCUGUUGUCCUGUGGGCACAAGUGGGAGGGCAAUACAAAAUGUAUUUAUGUUAUUUUUUUUGUGUACUGCUGCAUUUCUUUGUUGUUUAUUUGACUGCGUGGAGCUGCACCAAGUGUAACAGCAGAGGGUUAGGGUGUUGAUUCUUGAUGAUUAAGGGCAAACAAAACCCUUUGAAAAGGAGGAUCACUGACAGUUCCCUCUGUACAUACAGUAGAUGGCACUCCUUAGAAUAGAAAAACGGACUCCUGACUUUUUUUCUAUUGUGUCGUAGUGUGUUUUCUGUCUUCCUUUGGUCAAAACUGCCUAGAGUGGGGCAGUUCAUGAAGUUACAGAUUUGUGUAGUUUGAAAUGAAGGCUUGUGGCUGAAAGUCGUGUAUUGCAAUUUCUUCUGAAUGUCACAAAAAUGUUUUUUUUUGCCUUGUGCCCCCCCACCCCACACACACACACAUUUAGAAGUCCUUUUUCCAAUUCUUGCCUAGUCCGUGUUGCAGUAUUUCCCACUUUCACCAAUUAAUUUCCUCCUUGAACUUGAAUCAUGCAGUUGUACUGGAAGAACCAGUGUGUUAAAUAGCUCUGAUUAGUCCCACCCUUGAUGAAUAAGUUCCUCUUUUGUUGUACUUAACCGGUGCAGCUUCUUACUUUCUUCAACUCUCCUUUAAGUGUACUUAUGUCCCUUCAUAUUCAUAGACAAGGUAAUAAGGUGCUAGGUACAAUGUGGCAAAGAAAAUGGGUAGAGAUUCUACAAAAAAUAUGUAGAAAUUAUAAUGCAAAAGGCACUACUGUUUUUCAAGGCCUCUUUUAUCGUUUGAGCAGUCGCAGUCUUUAGUGGUAAAUUAAUGAAUAAUAGAUUGUUGUCAGGUGGAGGAAUAUCUUUUUGUUGUUGCUAAGACGAAAUGAUCUGAUCUGAGUUUUGCCAUUUGU